CCUUCUUCAUGCACAAUUGAUUGUCCCAACCAAUCGAGUGAGACACAGAGAUUGACCUCCUUCGCAGCUUUCCAUCAUCCACUUAGACAUUCACUGCCAGCCCGGCUCUUUUACCUCUUCGACUUACACCGCUCGGCGCGCCUACGCACUAAUUUUGCCGACUCCUACCUACCUACCUACCUUGACACACUCUCUUUUGGACUUUACCGAAUUCUCGCGACAAACGCUCUUUCCUUCAUAUUCUCAGUAACGUCACUGACCUACCUCGGGUGACCUCUGCGACGUAAUUCUUCUCCAGCCACUCGCAAUCCCAGCCACCUAAUCUUGCGACAACGCUCGCGAGCCAAUGGCGAUAUAAUGAGCGCGACUCCCACGAACCGGCUCAGACUGACGCCGGGAAACUCUCCUUACCUCCAACAACGAUCUAAUCGAACCCCCAUCCGAGGGCGCCUACCCCACGAGUCCCGGCUUUCCCUCAAACGAGUCAUUGGCACCACCUGCGCCUCGCCCACAGGCUUCGAUACCGUAAAUUCCUCCUUUGCCUACAUAGCAGGCGGCGCCGUCGUUGUUGUCGAUGUCGACGGUGAACACUAUGCCCAGCGCUUCUACCGAGCACGCCCCACUGCGACACCCGUGUACGGCUCGACGACUUUACUGAACAACUACUCGGCGCCUUCGACACCAAAGGCCAACGACAGCAGGAACCGCGCCGCGAUUGGGAUCCGGGAAUCGCAAAGUUGGAACGACUCGCCGGGAUCAACAUGGACCAGCCGCGAGCGCAUCAAGGCGGCAACAUGCCUCGCGCUGAGUAGAGAUGGCAGAUAUUUGGCAGUCGGAGAGACGGGUUACGCUCCUCGUGUGCUCAUCUUCAACCUAGAAGACGCAUCCUCUGACGUUCCGUUGGUCUCUAUCAGCGAGCAUGGUUUCGGUGUGAAUGCGGUCGCAUGGUCGGUGGAUACCAGGUGGCUUGCUUCUCUGGGUACCGCCAACGACGGAUUUCUCUACAUCUGGAGAAUCGACCCCCGUACUGGUGCUGCGAAGCUGUACCAGCAGAACAAGUGUACCUCCACCAUAAAGGGCAUGGUUUGGAUGGGCAGCAGCCUUAUCACGCUCGGCGUGCGACACAUUAAGAUUUGGAAAGUCGAGGAAACUCAGACUUCUUCUCCUCUGAAGACGAGAUUCAACGAGGCCGUUUCCACGCCCCAGAAAGUCCUCAACGGUCGCAACGUACUCCUCGGAUCUUUGCUGGAUGGCACCUUCAAUUGCGCGGCAGUCGUUGACGAAACGAGCAUCAUAAUUUGCUCUGAGGCUGGCGACGUUUGUGUGGUGGAGGAUGACGGCAAACAGACAAAACUCAUCAAGUCACUCACGGUCGACUUUCCGAUCACCUCCAUCACCAUCAGACAUGCCACUGCAUAUCUGUCAGGAAAGGCCGGCCAAUUCGCGACUCUCAGCGUCAAGGCUGUCCUCGACAGCCUCCCGGACAGUGUCCUGUCGAAAAGCAUCGCGCCCGCUGGUCUGGUAGCCAUGGGUUUCUUGACAGAAAACCUGGUAACUAUCGACGAGAAGCACACUGUAGAUAUUUGGAGCUCGAGCUAUCAGCCGGGCCAAACGCUGGAUGACCCGUCGCACGUUUCUAUACCAGGACAUGGAGACCAGAUCUUGGGCAUUCAAUCAAUGCCAAAGCCCAACGACCAAGGUGCAGAUUUCUUUACGUGGUCUGGCUCUGGCAAGGUCAUUUUCUGGGACAUGAAGGGCAAAAUCAAGUGUUCCUUAGAUGUGCCCAUUGAACAGGUUAUCCCUGAGAGUGAGAUGGACCCCGUCAAUCAGCUCAAUGUGGUCCGAGCGACUAGGGCCGGGAAGAUGCUUGUAGCAGCCGACAAGUUUGGCGUUCUCAGGAUAAUUGACCUGUCUACGAAGGAAUGCUUGCUCGAGACGAAGGCCCAUUCGUCCGACUGCCAAGGCGUCAGCAUUUAUGAGGAUGACAACAAGUUUUUUCUGGCUACUUGCGGAAGAGAUCGGACUGCGCAGCUAUUUCACCGCACGUCAGGUGGAGAGUUCCGGCAUUUCCAAACGCUGGAAUUUGCUGCUAGGGUCGUUCAAGUGCUAAUUCCAUCCGAGGAUAAGAUAAUGACUUGCUCCAUGGAUAGGACACUACAAACCUACGACAUCGUCUGCAAAGAGGAUGAGGAAGAUGAGCUUGCUGCUCUUCCUUCAAGGGCAAAUACCCUGAAGGCAGCGCCAACGUCAUUCGUCCUUGGCCAGGAUGAAAGAACUGCCUUCGUCUCCAUGCUGGACAGGUCAGUCUGCCAAUAUGAUCUUUCCAACGGCAGACUCCUCAACUGCUUCAAGUGUGUUGACGAGAGCGGAGCCGAGACUGCGAUCCUGGAGUCUCUCAUCUUCACUCAGCCUCCCGGUAAAGAGUCGGGCUUUUUGCUGGGCAUAUCGAACACGGACAAAUCCGUUCGUCUCUAUGACGCUCACUCCGGUCACUUUGUAGACAGAGAAUGGGGUCACACAGAGGCCAUCAAUGGCGUUACAUUAACUGACGACGAAGAUGGCUGCCAGAGAGUCAUCAGCGUAGGAUCUGACGGGACCGUGAUGCUUUGGUCCAUGGAAGCGGAUGACACCGCUCCUUUGUCUACCAGCAGAGAUCCAUCUCCGAUGAAGGACGGGUCCGCUUCCACCAGACCACCACUACGACGAGUCCUCUCCAAAGCAGAGCUCGCUGAGUUUCAGCGCCCAUCCUCCGCUCAGGGUGGCCGACGCUCUCCACCCAGGACUAUCCGGAGUAGGAAUUCUCGGUAUGGCCUGAGCAACAACAGCGUCAGCACGCCCAAAGCAGGCAUGCAAAGCAGCCCGCUAGCUGAGGAUACGCCAUCCCGACGCUCGUCCGGGUCUGGCAGCCCGCCCAUCAGUCCGAAGUCGAGGGCAUCUAGGCGACCCUCGCUUCCGUCUUUGGGCCUGCCGCCGAAGAAGAGCUCACCCAAUUUGCGCGGAUUCGGCAGCCUGAACAUGGCCACAGAGCAGGCUUGCCGUACGUUGAGGGCUUAUAGAAAGAAGCUCUCCUCCGCGGAGCCACUAAGCGAAGACGUCAUCUUUGAAAUCGACCAAGAGCUGCGCCUGACAGCGGCUGCGCUCGGCGACAGGGCCUCGAGAACCAAAGCCAUGCAUGACUCAGCCCUCCUGAGCGGUCUUCUAGACCAGUAUGAGGAGCGCCUGGCCUCCAUGCUUGACGAAAAGCUACGGAAUACUUUCCAAGGCAGGGAAGUGCAGACUCCCAGCGAGGAGCGCGAAGAGAGCUCCUGGCCGUACGGCCUGACACCGCCGGCGGCGAAACCACCUCUACGUCAUUCUCUUAACAAACUCACAUUGUAUUUUUACAUCAACCUUUCCUACCCGCAUUGUACAACACUUGCUGGAUAUAACGGCGUUAUCUGGAGAAGACCACUGGCGUUUGGGGGGAUACUAAUCAUCGAUCUACUUUACAGCGCAAAGUCCACAUGUGCUCGGCCUUGGACUCUGGGGAUAUCGCAGGUGGAAAAGGGGCAUCGAAACUCCCACUUUUGAAUUGUCGGCAAAUCUUGUCUAUUUGUUUACCCGUCACUCUUUCGUCACAGCAGCAGCGACUUUUUUUCCUUUGGUUCUAUUUAUCUUCAACUUGCGAGAGAGACACCCGUCACACAUAUUCAGAGAUAACGGAGUCCUGCGGAAGCAGGGGCGGCGAAUUGGAGCCAGGAGUUUUCAAAUGUGCCCAAGGACAUAAUGGGACUGAACAGCGGGAGGGGCCAGGGGAGGUCAGG
Molecule: messenger RNA, 3803 nt
Organism: Colletotrichum godetiae
Lineage: Eukaryota; Fungi; Ascomycota; Sordariomycetes; Glomerellales; Glomerellaceae
Product: quinon protein alcohol dehydrogenase-like superfamily
Exons: 1
Coding region: 358-3570 (1070 amino acids)
Molecular function (GO): protein binding
Source: RefSeq, a predicted model, not a curated record